Molecule: messenger RNA, 6404 nt
Organism: Drosophila sechellia
Lineage: Eukaryota; Metazoa; Arthropoda; Insecta; Diptera; Drosophilidae
Gene: Su(Tpl)
Product: Suppressor of Triplolethal
Exons: 5
Coding region: 990-4163 (1057 amino acids)
Biological process (GO): snRNA transcription by RNA polymerase II; transcription elongation by RNA polymerase II; positive regulation of transcription elongation by RNA polymerase II
Cellular component (GO): transcription elongation factor complex
Molecular function (GO): cis-regulatory region sequence-specific DNA binding
Source: RefSeq, a predicted model, not a curated record
GUUGCUUGGACGUGGCAGCCAUGACGUGAUUUCUGAGUUUUUGUUAAAGAGAUUACAUUAUUAAUUGUAGAGAAAACUGUUAAUUAAGGGGAAUACGUGCAUUACUCGCCACCGCCUACCAAUUGCCAGUGUAAAUCCACAAAUCCAUGCAGAGUGAAAUUAAGUCAAUGCAGUAACAAGGCAACGGAACAGAAAUCAACAACACACAUACACACGCACAGUAUAGCAGCAAUCAACUCACAACAACAAGAAGUCAACGUCCAACAAUUUAAAGCUCAUAUCUCGAUUGACCGAUAAGUCUAGACCACCAAAUCGAUAAUACGCAUUUACCAACACUGCUGCGGCGAGAGAGCAGAGCGAGUGAGCGCGCAAAACAGCUGAUUGCGACUGGCACACGGUUGUUGUUGCAGUCGUGCUGUUUUUCUUUCUGUUUUGUUGGAACUUUUUCGCUGCAGCGAUAAAGAGAGCGGAGCGCGAGAGGCAGAGCAGCACAAACUACUACGUGUGACGUGGUGUGGGGGCAUACAGGUGGCAAAACAGCUGUUUCAACAGCAAAACCAAUCUGUUUUUUAUUAGAAUACAUAAUCAAUUUACCGCCUGCAGAUUUCCAGCUAAAAAACAAACUCACAUACAACCAAAAAAACCAUCAAUAUCUACAAAAAACAAACGUUAGCAUCCGAGAGAGAGAAACUUCCAGUGGCAGCUUGCUUACCCAAGUCGUCUACUUCCACAACGAGUGCUUCCCGUACUUCCCGUCCUUUCCACGAGAUCAACCAAGCCGUCGACCACCUUCCACACAACGAUAACUAGCACAGCCCAGCCCCUUCCACAAUUACCAAGCUGGCCCAAACAACACAACCAAGUGCAACUUUCCAAACUACAACAACUACUACUGAUCCGAUCUCUCAUAAUCCAUUUCAUAAAUUUUCCGGAAACAAUCGAGGGGCUAUCUAAUUGCUAUCUAAUUGGCGGCUAGUUGCGCGCACGUUAUGACCAAUUCGAUUGCGUCAACGAAAUGCCUGCCCAAUGCACUAUCGACCGGCAAUUAUGGAAUGUCCCAGAGCCACCGUUACACCGAUGAUAGCAAGGAGUACAUCAUCGUCAAGCUUACCGAUUCUGCCUUCCGUGCGAUCGAGGAAUAUCAGCGCGAUGACAACGCUAAGCGCCUGCAACCAGGCCAAAGGGCCAAAAUCCAAUUUGUGGGCAACACGGGCGUCAUCCAUUUCCCGCGACCAGCGACGGAUGCUAAUGGCAUCCCUAAUGCUAAUGGCAAUGGCAGCGACGCGACCGGAGCAGGAGGAGGAGGUAGCCGAAAAUUUGGCUUCACUAUCAACAAUAUGGAGGGAACGCUUGAGUGCGUUCAGCAGCAGCAACGGAACCUCGGAGUCCUCGGAGCGGUCACCCUGCGAAUGCGGAUUCAUGCCAAUGACGAUGUCUACGAUUCGACACGCACAAAAAUGGCCAUUGCUGAGGAGACGGAGAAGAGCAAGUGCAUCAGGGAAAUCAAGCCGAAUCAGUCGGAUAUCGGGCGUAAGGUGAAGAAGCCGCCAUCAGCAAUCCAAUCUUCUGCCUCCACCGCCUCAGCCUUCUCCUCCUCCAACUCCUCUAACUCCGGUUUGACGACGACGGCAUUUCAUCAUCACAGCAACAGCAACAACAGUGGGAACAACAACAACAGCAGCAGCAGCAGCAAUAGUUUUAAUAGCAACAACCAUAGUCGUAAGUUAGGUUCAUCGCCAUUUAAUGGCCUAGGCGUAGGAUCCAGCAGCUCCUCCAGCGCGUUUGCCUCGCGCUCGCCCAAUCCCAGCACGCUGGGCGCUAGCGGCACAGUCAAUGGCUCUGGCGUUGGUGGUGGUCGCUAUGGUGGCGGUGCAGCCUCCUCGCUAGCUUCCACAUUCGCCAACGGCAUCUCGCAGGGCUACAAUAACCUGAGCGGCAGCUCGCCAAGAGACUCGAUGACAGCGGGAACAUCAGGUGCGACUGCCUCAUCAGCCAUCUCCUCACGCAACAAGAUGCCAAGCGGAGGCCUUACCUCCUCCAACUCCAACUCCUCAUCGUCCUCCAGGAGUGCCAAUAACAAGUCGUCGGGCGGCAACAAGAUGUCAGAUGUGUCCAGGCGCAAUAUACGAGAACGGCUUAUCCAUCUGCUGGCCCUCAAGGCCUUCAAGAAGCCUGAGCUCUUUGCGCGCCUGAAGAACGAGGGCAUUCGGGAUCGGGAGCGUAACCAGAUCACCAACAUACUCAUGGACAUUAGCACCAUGUCGCACAACACGUACAAUCUGCGUCGCCAGAUGUGGAACGAUGUGGAUGAGAACUGGCCCUUUUUCAGCGAACAGGAGGUUCAGCAGCUGAAGCGACGCAAGCCGCAAAAUCUGACACCGCCAAUGAGUUCGGACGCGGGCAGUUCGACGUCCGGCCAGAGUCCAACAUCGACGCACACGGGCAGUCCUCCGCCGCCUUCAAGUAAUGGUGGUCCCGGUGGCGUCGGAGGUGGAGCAGGCGGUACGGGCAUGAAGCGGACCAGCCUCGAGUACGACGAGACCAUGUUCAGCACUGUUCAGCCCAAGAAGCAGCGCAUCAGUCACUACAAGAAGGACACUCCGCCCUCGGGGACGUCGUACUCUUCCGCUGCGGUAUCGAUGUCACUGGGUUCCUCUGCAUCAUCCAGUCGGAGUCGGUAUACGCCGCCGCAACGCCAGCCUGGUCCAUUGGAUGAUCACAGCACAAGUGAUCUUAGCUACAAUGUGCUGGACAACAUAGAAGAGUUUAUGAGCUCCACGGCAGCGGCGACGCAGCAAUCGAUGGAACAGCAGCAUCAUCCGAGAAGCAGCAGUAGUAGUAGCAGACGAGGAAGCUCCUCGUUGGCGGGCACCAGCAAUGGGGGCAACAACAAGGAUAAGCGGAACUCUACGGGCAGCAAUUCAAGCAGCUCCAGUGGCUAUGAGACGCAACAGGAUCGCCAGCGUUCAACGGCGUCGAUGUCGUCAAACCGCAGCAGCGCAUCCUCUUCAACGACGCCGCCGAAGCUUGCGGCUAGUUUUGUGCCCGCGGCUGCCUCUGGAUCCGCUUCCGGUUCCAGCAAACAACGUAUGCCGCCCCAACAAAGCGACCACAACUCGUACAACAGCAAUAACGCGCAACAUGUGGCGUCCAACAGCAAGAAAAGGACGUGUAGUGUUGGUCCUAGUGGUGGAUCGAGUAGCCAUCGUCACAGAAAUGCCAGUGGCUCUAGUUCCGGCUAUCAGCAGGUGCCGCCACCUUCGUCCAACUCGCGGUCGUCUCUCCAGCAGCAGAAUCAGCACCAGAAGCAGCAGGUGCAACAGCAACAGGCGCCGCCGCAGCAGCAGCAGCAGCAGCAUUACCAUCAGCAAGCCAAGCAUCCGUCGCCCUCGCAGCAGUUGGCUGCUGCUGCCCAUGCCUAUGCCCAUGCCACCGCGGAUACGGACUCAUCCGCCACGCCGCGCUACGACUUCAGCCAAUACGUGCCCAUCCAGACGCUGGAGGUGCGGCGGCGUUACAAGACUGAGUUCGAAAGCGACUACGAUGAGUACCGCAAGCUGCUGACGCGCGUCGAGGAUGUGCGCAAUCGCUUCCAGGACUUAUCCGAGCGUCUGGAGAGCGCCAGGCGCUGUGACAACGGAUACGGGGACUACGAUCACAUCAAGCGGCAGAUUGUGUGCGAAUACGAGCGGAUCAACAACGAUCACACCAUCGGAGAGGACAAGCAGCGGUUCGAUUACCUGCACGCCAAGCUGGCGCACAUCAAGCAGCUGGUGAUGGACUAUGACAAGACUUUGAUGAGUGCCACGAUGGCGAUGGCGCCCACGGACGUCGUUGCUGCUCAAAGGCCCGAUCCAGCUGUGGCUAAGGCGGCGGCCAGGUUAGCCGAACAUCAUAGGCGCCAACAUCACGCCGCGGAGACGAUAGACCAGCAGCAGCAACAGCAAAAGCAGACACAUCAGCAGCAUUUGCAGCGUCAUUUGCAGCAACAUUUGCAGCAGCAACAAAAUCUACUGCAGCAGCAACAAAAUCUAUUGCAGCAGCAGCAGAGUGUGAGUAAUUCGGAUGACAGUUCGGAUAGCUCGGAUUCCAAUGAUGACGACGACGACGAGGACUGCGAUGAUUCCAACUCUAAUACCGAUGACGCUGAGGCACGCUACUGAUCCUGAUCCUGAUCCUACUGGGACUACUUCGAUGAGACCAUCCGCAGAUUCCCAUGUAAAAAGGCAAAACAAGAAAGAAACUAAUAUACAUAAAUACAACGCUAAUGUAAGAAAAAUGAAAAAAAAAAAAUACAACAAACAAAUCAUCAAAAUGGAGAAAACACCAACAAAAACGUUCUAUAAGAAAUUGUACUGCAAGCAAACAAAAAACCCUCAAACAAAAAAAUGUUGAAAUUAUGUUAACAAAACAAAAACUUAAAAAAUACACACUUUCGAGUAAAAUAAUUUUUAUUACAAUAAAAACGAGGGGUAGGCGGCGGUCCAGAACUGCUGUCACCGAAUUCUACAUAUAUAAAAUACAUAUAUGGACUAUAUAUACAUAACAACAAAAAGCCAGAAGAAGACGACGAUAUGAUGAGGGGGAAACAAAAUCAAUAUUUUUAAAAGCAACGGCGAAAGCAAAAAAAAAUUAUAUACGAGUUGUAGACUUAAUUUUUUGUUGAGCAUAUUGAGCAGCUUAAGUAACUAAAUGAAAAAGAAAACAGAUGUUUUACCUUGCGUUUUGUGUGUAAUAAAUAUUAUUAUUAUAUUAUUAUUAUCAACAUUUAAAUAUAGCUUGUAUGUUUUUCGUUUUUAAUCUAGACUCUUCUUAUUUUUAUUCUUGAUUUUGUUUAACAUUUGUUACAAACGGCAAACACACACACCUCACCUCACCGGAUAUCCCACACACGACAUACACACAACACACACACACGCAACACUGCAAAGGACUACACUCAUCAACAAAACUUCUGCAUUUUCGGGCAUAGCUUUUGUUUUAGAUUUGUGUUUACAAAUGGAGAGAUUGAAAGAGAUAUAGCGAGCGAGUGGGGGGCCAGCACAAAGUGUCCUCGCUGCUGCCGACUGCACGUGCCCGAUGUCCUGCAUCCAGGACACUCAUGCACAUACAUAUGUGGUGUGGGUGGGACUGGGCAUUGGGUGCGAGUAGAGUUAACUGAUAUUGAGCCAAUGUUUGCCUAGGCCUACGAUGACCACAACUGAAUACCGUGACCAACCGACGAACACACCGACACACUGAGAGAACAAGAGGGGAGCACCACAGAAACUGCAAUUGGUUAGGAGGGGGAUGGGGGUAGUAUGAAUAGAUUGGGCCUGUUAUUAACAUUUUAGUUUGGCAAGGCAUUUUAAAGAUACAAUUAACUUAUGAUUGGUACCAACUAGGGAUUGGUUAGGAACUUACGAUAAAAACAAUGUAACAACAGGCAAAACUUAAUUCAAGUUGUUUGUAAACGAUGCAGCUGCUCCUUGGCCGAUUUGCUAGGAUUGUACUUCGUUUACAACCAGCUCCAUGUUACCAAUCCCCCAUUGAAUACGCGAGGAUGUGUUUGAAAACGUUUCCCUUUGGUGGUGUUGCAUGCGGGCGUGCCUCUAAACAAUAGACUGAACUUUUAAACGGCUUGUGUAGAGAAAAUUCUUGUGUUUUAUCGAUAACUAGUUAAUUUGUUAUAUAUUUUUGUGUUUUAACAAUGCACAGGGUUUCGUUUCGCGUUUCUUUUCUGGCCAACAGCGGCGGGCGGUACCUUUCCAAACGUUAAAAACUAUCGAAAUCUGAAGUAAUAGGGACAUUUUUCGAACUGAGACGAAGACGACGGGGGAGACUUUAUUUAUAUACACACACAUAUACAUAUUAUUUGCGGCUUGGACUAGUUAUUGCUCAAAAACUAUGAGAGGACUAAUAGAAAUGAUAUACUUAAUGGUUGUAUCACAGCUAUGGCGAUCCCUUAAGUUGUUUGCUUUUAGUUUUAGGACAACUCUAAGCGUGUUACGAAAGCUUCCUUAAGUAAAGUAAUAAUAAUAUCGAACUAAAUAAAACUGAGAGGAGAGAUGAAUGCAGUCGCUUGAUAAUUAUCAAAUUAUUUGCUGAAACUCUAGUGUCCAAAAUGAUAAAGAUAUGGGAAGAUGAAACGAAACAAAUGCAAAACUAAACAAAGAAGUUUAAGAACUAACACGAAAUUGAAAAGUAAAAACCAUGAAAUUUUAGCUAUUUCGUUGCAAUAUUUUUUAUAUACGAUAUUUAAGUAGUAGGGGAUGAAAAACAGACGGAAGGGAAAAUCAAAUGAAACAUUGAGAUCAAGUUGCAAAAAUCAAGCGUUUAAAAUCGAUUCGUAGCAAUUACAACAGAAUACAAAAUCAUAUAUACAAUUUAUAUACAAGAAACAAACAAAAAAAAAACACUAAAUA